AUGGGAGAACUCAGAAAUUGGGCGUUUUGGCGGGCUGUUCUAGCAGAGUUGAUCGGUAUGAUCCUCUUCAUAUUCAUCGGUAUAUCUUCUGCUAUCGGGAAUAAAAACAACUCCAUGCCUGACCAGGAGGUUAAAGUAGCGUUAGCCUUUGGUCUGGCCAUCGCCACGCUGGCCCAGAGUUUGGGCCACAUCAGUGGAGCCCACCUGAACCCAGCCAUCACCCUAGGUCUGCUGGUCAGCUGCCAGAUCAGUGUGUUCAAGGCAGUGUUCUACAUCCUGGCUCAGAUGCUGGGAGCUGUAGUAGCUAGUGCCAUAGUGUAUGGAGUCAAGCCGACAAACAUUGAUGCACUGGGGGUUAAUCACCUGAAUACAAUAAGUGUAGGACAAGGGUUUGUCAUCGAGUUCCUGACCACCUUCCAGCUGGUCCUAUGUGUCAUAGCAGUGACUGAUAAAAGGCGUGGGGAUGUCACCGGUUCUGCCCCUCUAGCCAUCGGGCUCUCUGUGGGUCUGGGACAUCUUGCAGCAAUCAGUUUCACUGGAUGUGGCAUUAAUCCUGCUCGCUCAUUUGGGCCAGCUGUAAUCUACAAACAAUUUGGUGACCAUUGGGUGUACUGGCUGGGGCCGAUGUGUGGAGGUGUAGCAGCAGCCCUUAUCUAUGACUUCCUCCUGUAUCCUAGAAGUGAUGACUUCAGUAAGCGGUGGAAUGUUCUAGUCAGUGGGCCAGAGAAGGAGAAUGAUGCCCCAGAGGAGGGCAGCAGUAGUCCUGGAACCAGUCAGUGGCCCAGAAAUGACAAGUUCACUAACAAUUAGCCUACCAAAUGUUGGAAAUUCUAAGCAGAAAAAUAUCUAAAUUGUGCUUAAAAACCUUGUUUCUGCAGUCUCUGC
Messenger RNA from Salvelinus namaycush (lake trout), 885 nucleotides. RefSeq names its product aquaporin-1-like. The record is from RefSeq and is a predicted model, not a curated record. Gene Ontology annotation, molecular function: water channel activity; ammonium channel activity; carbon dioxide transmembrane transporter activity. Bases 1 to 810 code for a protein of 269 amino acids. Gene Ontology annotation, biological process: renal water transport; carbon dioxide transmembrane transport; hyperosmotic response. The transcript has 4 exons. Lineage: Eukaryota; Metazoa; Chordata; Actinopteri; Salmoniformes; Salmonidae. Gene Ontology annotation, cellular component: membrane.